GGGGGCUGGGAGCGGGCGGUCCCCUCCGCCGCUGGCUGCUCCGCCCGCGCUCAGACUGGGCCAGAGCUAGGAGAGCUGAGCCCGGGCUCGCAGCUCCCAGCGACCGAGUGCAGGCUCGGGUCCCGGCUGCGCCUGCCCUGACCUCCCGCCGCCCGCUCAGCAAUGAGGGUCUUGAGUGCGCGCUGUCGCGUGCUGCUGCUGGCCUGCGUCGUCCUGGUGCUGCCAGUCUCAGAGACAAACUUUUUGUCAAAGGAACGAGCUUCACAAGUCCUGGUGAGGAAGCGCCGUGCAAAUUCCUUGCUUGAAGAAACUAAAAAGGGCAAUCUCGAAAGAGAAUGCAUCGAAGAACUCUGCAAUAAAGAGGAAGCCAGGGAGGUCUUUGAAAAUAAUCCCGAAACGGAUUAUUUUUAUCCAAAAUAUUUAGCAUGUCUGGGUACAUUCCGUGGUGGUGCAUUCAGUGCUGCGCGUCAGUCUGUUCAUACCUACCCUGACCUCAGGAGCUGUGUCAAUGCCAUCCCAGACCAAUGUGACCCUCUUCCAUGCAAUGAAGAUGGGUAUCUGAGCUGCAAAGAUGGCCAAGCUGUUUUCACAUGCAUCUGUAAACCAGGCUGGCAAGGAGAAAAAUGUCAAUUUGAUGUAAACGAAUGUAAAGAUCCUUCAAAUGUAAAUGGAGGCUGCAGCCACAUUUGCGAGAACACUCCUGGAAGUUACCACUGCUCCUGUAGAAGUGGCUUUGCCAUGCUCUCAAACAAAAAAGACUGCAAAGACUUGGAUGAGUGCUCCCUAAAGCCAAGUGUUUGUGGCACAGCUGUGUGUAAGAACAUUCCAGGAGACUUUGAAUGUGUAUGUCCUGACGGCUAUAGAUAUGAUCCCUCAUCAAAGUCUUGUAAAGAUGUGGAUGAAUGCUCUGAGAACAUGUGUGAUCAACUGUGCGUCAAUUACCCUGGAGGCUACUCUUGUUACUGUGAUGGGAAGAAAGGAUUCAAACUUGCCCAAGAUCAGAAGAGUUGUGAGGUUAUUCCAGUGUGCCUUUCCUUGAACCUUGACAAGAAUUAUGAAUUAUUAUACCUGGCCGAGCAGUUUGCAGGAGUUGUCUUAUAUAUGAAAUUUCGAUUGCCAGAAGUCACCAGAUUUUCAGCUGAAUUUGAUUUCCGGACGUUUGAUUCAGAGGGCAUUAUACUGUAUGCAGAGUCUCUUGAUCACUCAAAUUGGCUCCUGAUUGCUCUUCGUGAUGGAAAGAUUGAAGUGCAGUUUAAGAAUGAAUUUUCAACCCAAAUCACAACUGGAGGCAAUUUUAUUAACAAUGGUAUAUGGAAUAUGGUGUCUGUGGAAGAAUUAGAUGACAGUGUUAGCAUUAAAAUAGCUAAAGAAGCUGUGAUGAAUAUAAACAAACUCGGGAGCCUUUUUAAACCUACAGAUGGGUUUCUGGACACCAAAAUAUACUUUGCAGGUUUACCUCGGAAAGUGGAAAGUGCGCUCAUUAAACCGAUUAAUCCUCGUCUGGACGGAUGUAUACGAGGCUGGAAUUUGAUGAAACAAGGAGCUUUAGGUGCAAAGGAAAUUAUUCAAGGGAAACAGAAUAAGCAUUGCUUCCUCACGGUGGAGAAAGGCUCCUACUACCCUGGUUCUGGAAUUGCUCAGUUCAGCAUAAAUUAUAAUAAUGAAACCAAUGUGGAAGGUUGGCAAAUAAAUGCGACCUUGAAUAUUCGCCCAUCCACUGGCACUGGAGUUAUGCUUGCUUUGGUUUCUGGGGACACAGUGCCCUUUGCCUUGUCCUUGGUGGACUCUGGCUCUGGAAAUUCUCAGGAUAUUCUGGUAUUUGUUGAAAAUUCAGUGGCGGCUCGAAUAGAGGCCCUAACUCUGUGCUCUGAACAGCAAUCCCAACUAAAAUGUAAUGUUAACAGAAAAGGACUGGAACUGUGGACAUCACUUAGAAGAGAUGUCGUUUAUUCUAACGAUCUUCAAAGGCAACUGGCAGUCUUGGACAAAGCAAUGCAAGGACCCGUGGCCACUUACCUAGGGGGUAUUCCAGACAUUUCCUUCAGUGCCACACCAGUGAAUGCCUUCUACAGUGGCUGCAUGGAAGUGACCAUCAACGGUGUGCCACUGGAUCUGGAUGAAGCCAUUUCUAAACAUAACGACAUUAGCGCUCACUCGUGUCCGGCAGUUAGGAAAAUCCAGAACUUAUAACAGCGGUUUUCUCUUCUCUUGGUGUGAUUAUGCUCAUGUUUUUAUCACCAGCUGGCAGGUGUUACCUGAGAUGUGCAAUGUUUAAAUAUCAUGUGGUACUUUGUCCUUCAGAUAUUUGUUAUAUACAUCACGUUUUAUAAAAAAAAAAAGUCUUGCUCCUAUUGCUGUCUAGAAAUUAAAUAAUGAAACACACGAAAAAUUUAAAUUUCAACUUAUUUGCUAAAAAUGAUCCUGUUUUAGUUUUUUUUAUUAUUUUAAAAGUAAAACUCAGCACCAUUGGACUAGUAUUUAAAUAUAUCUAUUCUUCUCAGAAGAUGCCUCAGUUAAACCCAAACAAAAGGUCAUGUGACUGAAUGUUAACAGUUGCAGAUAGUGCCUUUGCUGUUGUUUUCUGCCCAGGGAAGCAGCAGAGCUGACAGAUAGCACACUGUCUGCGAAUGGAAUAGAAAGUCCCAAAGCUUUAUUCCAAAGUAAUUCCUUGGAGUGGGGAGUCCCUAGCUCAAGCUUCAUUUUUUAUUUUAAUUUAAUUUUAUUUUUUUUUAGCCUGGCUUUACACUUGCCUACACCUUCACUGAAUUAGAGAACAAGGGAAGAUUUUCACAAGAGCAGCACAAGGAGUGUUGCCUCGAAGGCAUUGGUUUCUGUCUGAGACGUCAGGUUAUGCUGUAAAGGGUGUGAACACUGGGUGGACACGUUCCUCAAACUAGGCUGUAGAGGCCACACUAGGUCUGAAGGAGCAGUCCUUAGGAGGGGAAAGGAGAGUAAAUGCAUGGGGAGAGGGAGGGAUUCAUAGCUUUUCUUCACUUUGGGUUUUAAUUACUGUAGGUGGCUUGAAUGUGAUUAUUGAAGUUAAAAAAUGAUGAAAUGUAGAGUAGACUUUUAAGAAAAGGAUAAUGAUAAGAGGGAUGCUGGAAACUGUUGUUCUGUCUUUGUAACGAAAGAAGUACAGACAUAAGACUGUCAAGCAUUUGCUGGUAGUGCAUUGCAUGUCCAGGCUGUUUGUUGUUCUUCCUAAAUUGAUUAUUUUAGGUGUGUAUCAAACAUUUUGUUGUCACCUGAGAAAUUGAGUUUUAUUUUACUGUAGAUGUUUUACAUCACAUGAAACAUAAUAAAAUGACAUGUAUUUUUAAAAUAUAUAAAUAAUUUCUUUAUUUGAACAGUUUGUAGCACAAAAUUACAUAAUGUAUGUCUAAGUCUUCCUGUGCUAUAGUGCAGAACUCCAGCUGAAAGUCUGGAUGUCUGAAAUAUUUGGUGAAUGCUUAUAUUGGUUGUACAGUGUUGCUCACAAGGGGAAGAAGAGCAAGAAUAACACAUACUGAGUGUCUCAAGCCGGCUAGACAUGGUGUAGAUCACUUAUGGGAUGUAAUUUUUCUCCUGCUAUGUACAAUAGGUGAUGAAUAAUAGCAAGUGACUACCGACUAUGCUGGUAUAAAUAGAGAAGGAUGUCAGGAGUAGGUGUUUAGGUGAUAAAGUCCUUGAUGGACAGUCGUGAUCCAGAGCAUUCCUAAAAUACAAGGUGUGGCUGCUUGUCCUUUAACCAUGGCAUUGAUGAAGAAAAGCAGAAAUAGGUAGAUUCUAGGGCCUCACUGGCAGCCAAUACAGCAGAAACUAGCUCAAGGUGCAGUAAGAAAUAUUAUCUCAAAAUUAAAGCUGGAGAGCAAUUGAGAUAGAUACUCAGUGUCUUCACAUCUGUUUGACACCCCCCACCAUACACAUAUAUGUUCACGAAACACAAAGGAAGAGAGGGGUGAAUGUGAUCAAAAUACAUUACAUAUAUAUAACACAGAAUUAUGCCUAAUUAACUAAAAUAUAUUAAUAAAGGAAGGGCACAAGAAACAGAGAAAUAGGAGAAAAAGAAAAGAGAAAAAUAAAGUGAAUUUUCAUUUUCAUUUUGGAGAUUGUUUAAUUCUCAUUUAAUCAUACUACAUAGAAAGACAGCCAUAGAGAUCAAUUCCAAACUUUGUAUCAGAAGGAAAAACCUUUCUACAUACAGUGAGGUAUAAUGGAGAACAAAAAUAGUUGCAAAUUUCAUAUAUUUUUAGAUACACUCAGUCACACUUAGAGAGGAGGGGUCUAAAAUUUCGGUUAGAAUACUUGAUUUGAUCAUGAAUUUUGGUAUUUGCUGUGAAAUAGAAAUGCCUGUUUUUAAGGAAUUGGUGGAGGCAAAGGGCUUGAAGAACUAAAUUCAACUGGAUAGGAAAUAAUUUCAUUGCUUGAUAAAUAGCUCCCAGGUUUCCAGUCAUUCAUUUCAGAUUGUUUUCCUUUUUCUUUCUUUUUAGGAUGUUCUAGGAAAUCAAUACAAUGAACCUUCGGUUCAGUGCUUCCACAUCAGUCCUUUACUCAUUAACAGGAUAGCUUUGAUGAUCUUUGGCAUAGGUAACCUGCUUUAGCAACGUUCAAACUUCCAGAGGCAUUGUCUUUGAAAUUGGAUCUUCUAUAGAAGUACCAGUGUCUGCCUACUUUGUGUUUAUAUUUUCAGAGUACAAGAGUAAGGUGAAUUUAUCUGGGUCAGUGUCUUGGGAGGCUUUGAUAUAUGUUAGUAUAAGCAAGAUAUGUGAUAAUACUUAAUUGAAAUAUGCAGAUUUCAACAUUAUUUUGCUUAUGUAAAUUGAACUUUGAGCUAGAUAAUGUCUAGAAAAACAGUAGAGAAAAUAUCUUACUCAUGCUGCGAUGUAUUUAGUCUAGAGCUGCUGACUCAUGCACAAGUAAUUCAAAUAUGAGUCUGAGUUUGGUAAGGUCAGUAGCAGAGAAAUAGGCCACUGCAGGAGAUUAUGAGGAGGGAGAAAUGGAACUUUAGUGAAAUGCUGGCUGAAUGAGAGGGACACACAUAGAGUUCUAUUAAAUUGCCCUGUAGUCAAGUCCUAUCUCUCCAACUGUCUCCUCUGAUGCUCCCAUUAUGUAAAGUACAUGAGACAUCUCCCAUAAAGAUGGAUUCUAUAGAUUGACUGGAAAACAACGCCCAAAAUAAGAGUCUGGAAGGGAUGACUAAGGUACAAAAGGGUCAGGGGGAGCCUGUUGUGGCUUGGCCAGACUGAUAGCAUGGAGGUUACCAGGCUAUUAAGUGCAUCCAUCCCCAGCCUUCCGGGGAGAAAACAGGUUAUACAUCUCUUCCUUUGAAGUAUGUUUAACAUUCCUGGUGUUUCCCUGGUGUUUAUUCCUUGUGCUCAUAGCACAAGGACCUCUGUGCUUGCUACAAAAAGUAAAAAGAAAAAAAAUGUGCAGAAAUAGACAAUGGGGUAAGAGAGAAGGGAAGAGUAGGCAGGAUGAUACCCUGAUAAUUUAUCCACGGUGAGAAUGAAAUCUGGAGAGAUGAUGUUUUAAUGGCUUGGAGGUGGAACUGAUGGCCAAAUAUCAGCUAGUAGUCACAGAAACUGUCACCAAACCUGUCUCUGAUUUCUUUUUCAUUCCAGGUUUCUCUGUAAGAGAAGAUAGGAAGCCAUUCAACUAAAUAUCAUUGGGUGAAGACUUGUGUGAAGGCUGCUAAUUAACUUCUCCCUCUGGCUGAAAAGCCUAAGAUAGGUACUAAUAAAAGUCAGCUGAACCACUA
Molecule: messenger RNA, 5737 nt
Organism: Meriones unguiculatus (Mongolian gerbil)
Lineage: Eukaryota; Metazoa; Chordata; Mammalia; Rodentia; Muridae
Gene: Pros1
Product: protein S
Exons: 15
Coding region: 163-2190 (675 amino acids)
Cellular component (GO): extracellular region
Molecular function (GO): calcium ion binding
Source: RefSeq, a predicted model, not a curated record